AUGCAUUUCUUCAGUGUCUGAGGUGAGUAAAACAGCUACGGAGCAGAGAGCAGACAGAGGCAGAGGGACAGAAACCAAUAAGCUGAGCAAUCCUACAGGACGACGAGCCUGACUCCUGAAAUUAUCAUUGUCGGUGCAAGGAUGGCUGGAGUGUGGCAACGUAUGUUGGCAAUGAUGCUGUUGAUGUGUGUAUGUCUGUGGGGCUCCAGCGAGGCUGUAGGGGGGGCUAAGAGUCGACCGCGACCUCAAAGACGACCUCCCAAGAAGCCAAAGGUUGAACCUAUUGAUGUGACCCCACCAGCACAGAACAUAGACAUACAGCGGAUGACAGGAAUAUGGUACCUGCUAAACACGGCCUCCAAAUGCUCAUACCUGAUGAAUCACGGAACCAAAGUGGAGGCUACAGUCAUGACCCUCACAUAUUCAUCUGCCUCCAACCAAACACUGUCUGUUAGCACUAAAACACGACAUAAUCACCAGUGUUGGGAGAUACUGCAGGUCUACGAUCUAACCCCAACCCCAGGAAAACUAACACUUAAAGGACCUCGUCCAGAACUGAACACUGAGAUAGUGAUCGGGGAGACAGACUAUACCUCAUAUGCAGUCUUGUACUAUCAGAAAAAGGGCAAGAUAACCUUGAAACUCUAUGGCAGGUCUGUAGACAAUCUGUCAGAGCCAAUGUUGACCAAGUUUGAGCAACUUGCUGCAAAACAGGAUUUGGGACUGGCAUACCUCUUCCCUUUCCCCACAUACAGUCACUGUGGAAAUGUGGACCAGGAUCACAUCAUCAACUGUGUCCCCACAUGCUGAAGAAUCAGAACUGAGCGACCGACAGCCUCCGGCCUUGCAGCGUUCAGCAGCUCUCACGCCAGGACACGACUACUGUUUCAUUUAAAAAUGUGAAUAUCAGUAAGAAUGUUGUUCAAAGACUACACUGGGAUCUUAAAGUGCAAAACUGUCAACUGUGAAUGUUACCGGUUACAGAUGAAUAAAACAAAAUGGAGUAAAAAGAA
Messenger RNA from Lates calcarifer (barramundi perch), 1013 nucleotides. RefSeq names its product complement component 8, gamma polypeptide (gene c8g). Gene Ontology annotation, biological process: complement activation. Gene Ontology annotation, cellular component: membrane attack complex. Bases 142 to 810 code for a protein of 222 amino acids. Lineage: Eukaryota; Metazoa; Chordata; Actinopteri; Centropomidae. The transcript is spliced from 7 exons. The record is from RefSeq and is a predicted model, not a curated record.